AGAGCGCUGAGCUUUACGUUCAUGUAAAACCAGCUUCCGGAGGGACUUUUACCGACAUUGCCAUGUGGAUCUUUUGCCCCUUCAAUGGUCCAGCCACCAUAAAAGCUGGACUGUGGAGUUAUACAUUCAACAGAAUAGGUCAACAUGUUGGCGACUGGGAACAUUUUACUCUCCGUUUGAGCAACUUCAACGGCGAGCUUUGGAGCGUGUACUUUUCAGAACACAGCGGUGGUGAAUGGUUGGACGCCUCUGAGUUGGAGUUCAUUGAAGGCAAUAAACCAAUCGUAUACGCAUCAAAACAUGGCCACGCCAGCUUCCCUCACGAGGGUUGCUACAUUCAGGGCUCGACCAAACUUGGAGUGGGAGCAAGAAACGACUGUGCUAAAAGCAAAUACUCAGUCGACUCUAGUUCCAAGUAUCAAAUCAUUGCUGCUGAGUAUCUUGGAGAUGGAGUUGUUACAGAGCCACAUUGGUUGCAGUACAUGAGGGAAUGGGGACCGACAGUCGUUUAUGAUUCACGUUCAGAGCUGGAGAAAUUACUCAAACACCUACCAUUUUUCGUCAGGUUUUCAGUGGAAAAUCUGAUAGAAUUAUUUCCCACUGAACUUUACGGUGAGGAAGGACCGACGGGGCCAAAGGAGAAGGACAACUGGUUUGGUGAUGAAAGAUGUUAGCCAACUUAUACUCUAAAUUCGUCAGUUUCUACUCCAGGUAUCUGUAAUUUUUUCUCUGAAUUCACCCACAGAUUGCAUCAGAUCCAACUCUGAGAGCUUGUGAGAACUCAGAUCACAGUACAAAAUGGCAUUCUUGGGCACUAUUCUGCCACUAGAUUGUGCAUUGUUUACAUGCAGAAUCAGGGAUGAAGUUCAUUACGGAUGUGGGCUAGUUCCUGCAGGUGUGAAAAUAUAUGAUAUAAUGUGUUGUUAUCAAACAUUGUAAUACCAAUAUAGCAAAUCAUAUGUUAAGCAUUUUGGACAGUGUUUAGGCUUCUGAUGAAAAUUUUGUGCUGUGAUUGUGUUGGUGAUGUAGGACAACUAUGCUGAAUUAUGUGAAACCAAAUAACUAUUACUAUUUAACAUUAA
Messenger RNA from Sesamum indicum (sesame), 1082 nucleotides. The record is from RefSeq and is a predicted model, not a curated record. Lineage: Eukaryota; Viridiplantae; Streptophyta; Magnoliopsida; Lamiales; Pedaliaceae.